GGUAAAUUGUGUCCAUCUCGGUAGAGGUAAUGGCAGAGUAGCUCAAUAGUUUCAGCUAUUAACGCAUUUGAAUGGCCGACUGUAGGUGAAGUUCCUCCUACCUGCCUGUAAUGCCGACAGCUUGUAAGACACUAAUGCGGAUAAUGAUUUGGCGCGGAGCCUUGGGUGGAUUUGGGGGAAGUUCAGUCACCAGUUGAGGAUAGUUUGGGAGCUUACCGUACAUCACUCUGGUAUGCAAAUGGAAUAUCUGCAUUCUUGCGCUUUAAAGUGGUUGAACCGGUUGUCCUACCAAGUAGUGUAACGCACGGUUGUACAAAUGGGGAAGCAUGAAACUCAGACGCUUGAAGAGCAUUACUCAGAUAUAUACCACACGCUGGCCAAGCGCAGGAACCUCAGACAUAUUGUGCUCUAGUGUACAAUGAGAAGGAGUCUCUAGCAGAGCUUAUAUUCACACCAAGCUCGACUAAUAAGUGCACAAGAGGACAUUUUUAAAAUGGACUCCCACGGGUCUUCAGUGGACCACGGCUAUUCACAGGCGAGUGGUGUGGAGAAGGUGUCUAGUGGCUGGCAUAAGCCCACUCAUUCCAGGAGUAGCAGCACAGCAUCCUCACGCCACUCACGGCUGAACAUUAAAGACUGGGAAGUAAUGGAUGACUUUCCAGUAGAUAUAAACUUCACUGGAGAAAACAUGCAGGAUGCGAAUACUCCAGGAAUCUGUGAAGGCUACUUGAUGAAGAGGAGAAAAUGGCCUCUUAAAGGCUGGCAUAAGAGAUACUUUGUCUUGGAUAAAGGGGUCCUACGAUAUUCAAAAAACCAACAUGAUUUUUCCAAAGGGAAAAUGCACGGUUCACUGGAUGUCAGUCUCGCAGUUAUGUCAGUAAACAAAAAAGCAAGACGCAUAGAUCUGGAUGCUGGAGACAAUCUGUAUCACAUGAAGGCCAAGACUCAGGAUUUAUAUUACAUAUGGGUCACCAAGCUGAGUGCCCACAGGAUGUAUAAGAAGAACGAAGCUGCGCACAUUCACAAUGGCUUCCUCCAGGCCCUGUCCCACGGCAGUCAUUUAUCUCACAAAAACAGUGCCAUGCAGGACAUGGGCACGUCAGUGUCUUAUGCGGGUGAAAACUUGCCAUGUGUCAAUCCUGCCAUUAAUGGAAAAGUGUCAGCUUGGCUACAGUCACAAGAACCUGACAUAUGUGCACAAGAGCUUACCCGUUGUCAAGUGGAGCUGAAUGAGCUGCAACGGCUGGUCCAAAAGUUGCAAUCUUUAGAGACGGGCCAAGUGGUCAAUAAUGGAGACCUCCAGAGGAUUAUCAGCAUGCAGAAUCUUCUUCUUGACAAGCCCAAGAAGAAGUCUGGCAAGAUUUGGGGUCAUUCUCGCACACUGUCUCGAGUUGAGGCUCUUGGAAUGUUGUCAUCAAGCCAACUGAACAGUUCUUCCCACCUGGGAACCUCUGUCCCCUCCAUCCCCGAUUAUGUCUGCACCCAGGCGACCCCAUCAGCCUCCACCUCAUUAGAAGGCAAGAGACUCCACCAAGACAUCUGCUCCAUGUCCCAGAAAGUCCAUGCCUCUCUGCGUACUGCACAUGAGGCUCUCGCUCAGGAGCGCCAACGGCUGCAGGACGCCUGGUCCAGCAGGGAGCUUCACCACACUACCUCUGCCCAGAUCAACAACCUCUGCAGCCUGGCUGAGUUAGAUGUUAACUCCCGUCAUACCCAAAUCCACAAACUCUCGGUGUCCUCCAACUCCUCAGAAGAGUCCUUCCGUACUGUGCUACAAAGGAAGUCUGGCUCAGGCCGUAGUUCGUCUAUUCGUGCGCCCUCGGUGGCUGACUCAGCGGCGGAGUAUUUUGACGCAUGUGAUGAACUUAUGUGUGCGAGCUCUUCUGAGAUGUCAGAUGAGUCUGGUCUGAGUGAUGGAUCCAGUAAUUCAGAGCCUGAUGAGGCUCAUGCAAUGGCUUCACGCAAAUACCGUGCCAGCCUUUCAAAGGCGCCACCAAAAUUGAACAUCAUCAAGAGCACCGGACGCCGUACUAGUCUGCCUGCAGUCUGCCCUGACAACAGCCACGUUGGUUUGAUGACUAUCCUCUACAACAACAUAGGGAAGGAUCUGUCCCGUGUCUCCAUGCCAGCUGCUCUGAAUGAACCUGUGUGCCUGCUGCAGAGACUCUGUGAGGAGCUGGAAUAUUCUGACCUACUGGACACUGCCAAUCAUACCGAUGACCCCUACCAGAGGAUGGUUUAUAUUGCUGCUUUUGCCAUAUCUGGCUAUGCCACGGCUCAGUUUCGCAACCGUUACAAACCUUUUAAUCCAAUCCUGGGAGAGACAUUUGAGUGUAUCAGAGAGGACAGAGGCUUCCGCUACAUUAGUGAGCAAGUUUCCCAUCAUCCACCCAUAUCUGCGUGUCAUGCAGAAUCAGACAAUUUCAACUUCUGGCAGGACCAGAGAUGGAAGAACAAGUUUUGGGGCAAAUCUUUGGAGAUCAUGCCAACAGGGAUGGUGAAUGUGACUCUAAAAAAAUAUGGGGACCACUAUGAAUGGAACAAAGUGGUUACAUGCAUCCACAAUGUCCUCAGUCAGCAGCGAUACCUUGAGCACUAUGGCGAAGUCGUCAUUCGCAACCUGAACAGUUCGGUCUGCACCUGCAAGAUCACAUUUGUCAAGUCACGUUACUGGGGUUCAGAUGGUUCCAAAAACGAAGUGCAGGGACAAGUUCUUGACGAGACUGGAAAUGUUGUCCAUCGUUUUGGUGGAUUUUGGCAUGAGGGGAUCUUCUGUGACACCCUGCCCAAUCCACAGUGUGUCUGGAAGCCAAAUCCACAGCCCAAGAACUACUUGCUUUACUAUGGCUUCUCUAGCUUUGCAAUGGAGAUGAAUGAGCUGAUCCCUGACCUUAAGGCCCUGCUGCCCCCUACAGAUACACGCUUGCGCCCUGACCAAAGGCUUCUUGAGGAAGGGAAAAUACAGGAGACUGAUAAAAAGAAGGAUGAGAUAGAGGAAAAGCAAAGAGAACGGAGGAAAAUUCUGGCCAAGAAAGGAGAGGAGCACAUUCCUCGCUUCUUCAGAAAAUCUUUGGAUGAUGCUGGAAGAGAAGUUUGGCUGUACAAUGGAACAUAUUGGAAGAUAAGGGAGAAUCCUGGAUUUUCCAACGUUAAAAACCUGGAUUUAUGGUGAAGAACAAAGAGUACAGCAACACUGUGGACACUAAAUCCCUGUGAUUUAAAUUCAGUUUGCACAGUUUUUAAAAAGACUAUACAAACUUGGAGCUUUUGGGAGCAAAGAUGAAUUGCCAAGGAUUUUCAUACUAAACUAAAUCCAUUGAGCAAGGAUGAAGCUUUUACCAAACGGCAACAGGAGGGAUACAUUUUGAACAUUUCUAUUUAUUUUAUGGUUGAGGACACUGAAACUUGGUGGACAGUUUGACCUUGUCUUACACUUUGGAUAAAAUAUAUAAGCCAAAAGGUAAUUGUCAAUGUAUUCGAGUUCUGGAAAAAUGUUUAGUUUUAACAAUUGCACACGCACAUUUCUAUGGACAAUGUUAAUCAUUACCUUUCAGUUCAAGUACUUAUGUGCCAGUGGAAACAACAAGAGUCUGGAUAAAGAAAAUGGAUUAUUUGAUGAUGUGUAAUAUACAAGGGUCACCAGUUCAUAAAAGGAACAUUAUUUCUCUUGCAAAGCCAUGGCUCAACCUGAGCAGGAUUUGUCAGUAAAUGGAUUAACUCUAAUUUGGGCCCUCAUUGACUUGUACUAAAGGAGAUUCCUGAAAUCUGUCCUCGGCACUCUUAGAUUGCACAUCUUUUUUUUUUUUUUUUUUUUUUCCCCCGUUUUUUUUUUUGUAACCAAAUGUAAGCUUUUAAUUUUAGUCAAUGAUAUUAUAUUUAUUGGCAUUUAAGAAUGAAUUAAACUCACAGUUUGAAAUGUGACAUCAGGAACAACCAUUUCGUGUAGGCCUGGAUGAACAAAAUCAGUGUACAAAUCAGUCAUGACUUGCAUAGCUAGUUAAAACAGCAAUGAAAUGUACAUAUCAAAUAUUAAAGAAUAGAAAAAAAUCAAUUUAGUAUACUUCAGUCUUUAUUACAUUUAGAAUGAAUCAAAAACAUCAUUUAUUAUUAUAUACAGUAUUUGACAGCUGUGUCAGAGGCUCGUGUGCUUGGCUGAGGAAACUUACUAUAGAGCACCACUUAUUAUUGGUAAUAUUUUUAUUAAUUGUUGCUUUUAACUCAACAGAUAGACAAGGAUGGUGCCAGAAAGAACGUAACCUAAAAAGGUUCUUUAAAAGACCUGCCAUUGACACUCUCAAAGAGAUGAGGAGCAUAAUGUCCACCAGGGGUCAGCCAAAAACAUGGAUUGAUUGCUAAUAUGACAGCAAAUGGCAAGUUGUUCAGUAUUUUCAGUGCACAACAACAGUAACUAAGGUUUCAGUGCAUUUCGGUGUAUAAAAAGAAACUAAACACGAGCAUUAAUUACACAUCUUUUAAAUUAACAUAGAAACACUUUAAUUGCACUUUAAAAUACAAGUUUGUUCUGUAACAUUUAUUGUCAGUUAAAUAAUAUUGUUGCUAUCUCGUGUAGCCAUUUUAUUUCAUUUUAAAUCUCUUAACUAACAUUAAUAAACCCAUAAACAAAGUAAUUCCUUCAAAUUAUCACAUUUGUAGAAUAUUACAAAUUGUCCACCAUCUAAAUUGCAUGGUAUACAUUAAAUAACCAAGUAUUAUAUCUGGCAAUGGCUUUUUAAUACAGUAAUGGCAUUUUAAAAUAAUGCAGUCUAAACCAUAUUACGCUUAUUUCAUUUGGUUUUGCAUCAAAAUACAUAUAUGAAAGAUAAUCAGAGGCAGUUAGAGUCAAAAUUGCUGACUUUAAAAAAAAAAAAAAAAAAAACUAAUACCAUGUUGGUUUUUGCAGCAUAUUACAAUUUCUCGGAAACAUGAACACAUCGAUGGAAAUGAAUUGUUACAAAGAAUCAUUAUUUUUAAUUGUUCUAUUUUACAAGUAAUACGAAUAGAGGUGGUUUCAUAUUAGGACACAGCCCAUACGCAAUUGUCUGUGUUCAUAUCUGCGUGUGUGAUCUGAAAGACGCACAAAGCUUCUAUGAAUUGACAGUUCUGAGAGCUCACUGGCUUCCGGUGUGUCCAAGAAGUCCCUGGACUGUCUUCUGCAGUGGCAUCUUGUCACCCACUUAUCUGUCUGAGGUCAUUCUCACCUUUGAAUGCCAGCGGUGCCUGAUAGGCUUAGACUGAAGGCUCAUUCUUCCUCUGUGUCACUGACGUCUGUGUGUGGGCUGUCUGCAUGUUACUAUGUUGUUUGAAUAAAGAUGAUGUAUACUCAGUCUGAA
Messenger RNA from Megalobrama amblycephala (Wuchang bream), 5330 nucleotides. RefSeq names its product oxysterol binding protein-like 7 (gene osbpl7). The record is from RefSeq and is a predicted model, not a curated record. NCBI's taxonomy places the organism in Eukaryota, Metazoa, Chordata, Actinopteri, Cypriniformes, Xenocyprididae. Gene Ontology annotation, molecular function: cholesterol binding. The transcript is spliced from 22 exons. Gene Ontology annotation, cellular component: plasma membrane; intracellular membrane-bounded organelle; perinuclear endoplasmic reticulum. The coding region runs from base 494 to 3172 and encodes 892 amino acids.